Molecule: messenger RNA, 2251 nt
Organism: Pelobates fuscus (common spadefoot toad)
Lineage: Eukaryota; Metazoa; Chordata; Amphibia; Anura; Pelobatidae
Gene: PPP1R36
Product: protein phosphatase 1 regulatory subunit 36
Exons: 11
Coding region: 75-1349 (424 amino acids)
Biological process (GO): negative regulation of phosphatase activity
Molecular function (GO): phosphatase binding
Source: RefSeq, a predicted model, not a curated record
GUUGCUACAGCAACGGAUACAGCAAAAUAAACAGUGAGCCAUCAGGCUGAGCUGGUCUAUUGCUCUGCGAGUCCAUGGAUCCAAUAGCAAAACCUGUUCCUGGACAUUGGUAUUGGAGAGAGGACACAAACACACUCGAAUUUUCAAGCAGUAAUGGAGCUGCGGACGCACGAGAAAGGGCGAGGAGGGCUAGGACUAUACAUUUUCAGGAACACGAGACUAAAGCACCAGACAGGGUACCAACCCAUUCCUUCAAUGUUAUGGCUGGAUCGAAAUCCUCUAAGACAAGUUUUGCUGGCUCCAUCACCAGAUCACCCAAACACACAAGCAAACACGACCGCGAACACAUCACCCUGGAAGAUGUGAAGUAUGUUGCCUUAAGUUUAUUGAAAGAAGAUGGUGUUUAUAUCAACUCAUUUUCAGAGGCUAUAAGAAGCCAACAUUUGGAUGAGUUCCUCAUGGCCCUUCUGUCCUACCUUUCUUGUUAUUUGGAAAAACAGGCUAUCGAAAGAAAACCCAAGCCUUUACUGCCGAAUCUGAAUAUUGUGGAACGCAAGGUGAUGGCUGCGAUUUCGUCAAGAACUGAACUUGCUCUAAAACAUUUCGCUCAAACAUACUGCGCCUUAGUACUUGGACUGGAACUAACUCAUCAGCAUCACAUGGCUUGUGGGAAAAGUAAAGGAUCCACAUCAAAAAGCGACCGCAUGUUCUACGAGUUCCUCUACAGCUUCUGUAUCUAUGUUGCCUGGGUGGUGUUCCGACGCAAGGAGCUGAGCUUAAUCCAGACUGAAAUUGGCAGGAUAUUGCGAUCCAACACGUUUAACCCUGCCCUUAGGGCGAACCAUUUCCCAGAUCCGCUCAGUAGAGUCCUGUCCGUGGAAGACAAGAAACUGCGAAAAUCUACAACCUAUGCUCCCAACAGGAGGGAUAAUCCAAGACGCCCGGCAAUUAAAAGCAUUAUUACUCAACGCUCCCCACUCCUUGCUUCUUUGAUGCCAACGCUGAAGGAGCAAUCACAAUAUCUGUUCCAGCAACAUGGCCUCCAUCCAAAAGGUCCCUCUGAGCCUACAGACAAUCUGGGAAUCUUCUUUCACCCUGUUAUACAUCAGAUUGGAAUACUCGGGGAGCCACGGAAAAAUUUUAACCCCUACACCCUCGUCCCACUGGACACUGAAGAGGACGAGGUUGCUGAAAUAAGACCUAAAAAAAGUACGGCAUCCUUCUAUUCUCGCAGUCACUCUUCAAGACACUCAAAUGGCCGUCCGGGGACAGGCCGCCAGAGUACUGUCAUUUCAAGAGCUACGACAGAAGCUGCGUACUCUGACGUGGAUGAAGUUAUGUCAGAGUGAUAGUAGGGUCCUACGUAGUUACCAUAACCAUGAUUAUUCACCAAACUGGGAAUUGUGGGGAACUGAUCUAGGAAUUAUUCUUUUCAAACCAAAAUAGCUGAACUGGAAAAUAGCUGGAUCAUUUUUCUAGUUCAGCAACUUUGGACUAAAAGUUAACAUUUCCCGGCCAAUUCCUGACAAUGAACAGUUUAUUGAAUAUACGUGUAUGCGCUGUUUACAUCCAAUUAACAACAUGUGUUAGAAAUCAUUAAUUGUUUGCAAAUUGUAUUUAUUUACUAUGUAUACCAUUGCUAGCUAGGGCAGGUAGGAUGUGAUAUCAUGGUAUAACAAUUCCAUUUGUCUUUGAUCAAGGGUGUCCAAAAGAUAGAUCCCCAGAUAUUGUAGACUGCAAAUCCCAUGAUGCUUUGCAUACCUUUAACAUGAAAAAUCAUCAUGAGAGCUGUAGUUUUAAAACAUCUGGGGAUCUAACUUUUGGGGCACCCCUGUCUUAGAUAACGUUCACCCAGGUAAGUAUAUCUUCCUCUUUAUUUUAGAAGAAAUGUCUGUAUCCCUUUGAAAGAAACCUGUGAAAAAGGCUUAUGGACAGGGGGCAUCAGCUACUGGUUUAAUAAAUAGAGGAAGUCAGAUGGCUUCAUGUAUUUUUUAAACUGCAUUAACUGUGUAACUGUAUGUCUUGUGUCAAUGAAAAGGUUAAAUGGUAUAAUUUAUGUUCUGUAUAGAAUGUAUCUCAGUACAUUAUAUAAAUAACCUGACUCUUAAUCACUUCUCAGCCUGAAGCUACUUUGAUAUGAAACAUAAAAUUCUAACGCCUUGUUUUGUUUUAACAUUUGUUACCGGAGGGUAUGAUAUAUAUAUAUAUUUCAUAAUACACAGAAUAAAAAAACAGAUGUCAUGAGCACACA